This is a messenger RNA of Haemonchus placei, 288 nucleotides long. NCBI's taxonomy places the organism in Eukaryota, Metazoa, Nematoda, Chromadorea, Rhabditida, Trichostrongylidae. The record is from the annotation of a GenBank genome assembly.
AUGCAGGAGCUGGUAUUACCAUCAUCUCGUAGAACAUCUGCACCUGCUCUACCAGCAAUUAAAUUGAUUUCAACUGCCAUUUCACGCUAUGCUGUCCUACGAGCUUCAAUUCGCAGCACAGAUUCGGAUAUCAUGCUGGCCCCAUUGCAGACACUGCUGCUGACCCCUCUACAGCCUUCUGGAAUUAACAUACUCGAUAUUGCAUUACUGUACAUUGAGCAGCUUCCUGCUGCAUCGCCGGUAGCAAAGGAUACUAGUGCUUUCGUAGCCCGAAUAUGGGAGCGAUAG